Molecule: messenger RNA, 6358 nt
Organism: Patiria miniata (bat star)
Lineage: Eukaryota; Metazoa; Echinodermata; Asteroidea; Valvatida; Asterinidae
Exons: 6
Coding region: 878-5830 (1650 amino acids)
Molecular function (GO): protein binding
Source: RefSeq, a predicted model, not a curated record
GCGCAGCAUACCGACGGCCACACUAGUGGGGCUACCCCAAGACCUAUGCCCAGUUCUUCUUGACAUACUCACGUUCAAAUCGCUAACAAGUAUAAGGGUUGAAUCGAUCCCGAUGGUGCCAAAAAUGAUGAAAACGGUCCCCGUUCCGAUCUGUACCGAAGCUACAGUUUGAGUUUUAACAAACGAAUCGUUGUUUACAUGUGACGUCAGAAUAGUCGGAGUCUGACGCUGCCCUCGAUAUGCACUGCAGACUGUGGUUCCCAGACUGUGGUUCCCAGACCAAAAGACUCUGACUAUUCUGACGUCCCGUGUAAACAACGAUUCGUUCGUUAAAACUCAAGCUGUAGCUUCGUUACGGAACGGGGACCGUUUUAAGUAAUUACUGCAACCUGACUAUUUUUUAAUGAUAAUGUAUAACUAUAAUUUGCUAACUUUUGAGAUUUGACUAAGCACUUAUGAUUACGACUUUGUUUAUCCAAGGCUUACUUCAUCAUGUACAUGUAGGGUUCUCCCCGUGCACAAGCUAGCAUAUCAGACCGAUGCGCAUGAUUUGUUGGCAUGCAAAUUUAGGCUGAAAUGCACAAAUUUGGGGCCGGAAAAAAGAAAAGUCAAGAAUUUCUUUAAAAUCAUGCAUUAAAACAAUUUAAAAUGCUCUGGAUUGCAAAAGAGCUUUGAAAUCCAAACAUAAACAUCAAGUAAGGAAUAUCAGAUGCUGUUGUUUAAAUUUAGUGUGCUUCACCUUAACUUGCAAAGUUUGGGUUUAGAAUGUUCCACAGGUUUGCAAAGUUCUGGGGAGAACCCCGACUUAAGGCGUUGAUUCCUGCUCCGAAGAAAUUUGGUGGUUUAAAACUUACGCUAUUCUCUAUUACAGAAUAAUAUGCCUUUUCUGAGGAAAAGAAUAUCGCCGCUCGCUGAAGCAAAACAGUUCUGUGGUUCAGGUACUGAUAAAAGGAGUUUCCAACAACGAUACAUCAAUGACAUUAUAGGGUAUGGGCUUUUCACAACAACCCCAUUUCAACAAGGGGAUUUCCUAUUGGAAUAUAGGGGACAAGUCAGUCAGGUUGUUGACAACGAUGAGGCGAGCAACAUGUAUGAGUUUAUAUAUCAACACAAUGGUGUGGACUACAGGGUUGAUGCAUCACAUCCAGAUUCUUGUCAAGCCCGUUACAUCAAUGAUGAGCCAAAGCAACCGAACUGUAAAAUGAAAAAGAUUGUGAUUGACAAUAGCCCGCAUCUCUGCCUAUUUGCGCUUCAUCAUAUCGAUGCCGGCCAAGAGCUUCGGUAUGAUUACGGACCAGAUGAUUUUCCAUGGCGAGAGGCCAACCAUGGUUUGGAUUCAAAGAAACUUUGCACUAAGGAUAGCUUCACUGCAGAUUCAACAAGUGGAGAAGACAAUGCAUCAAGUGCCACUCUGAUCCCUUUGAAGUGCAACCAAGGUUUCCAGACUACUCAAUUAAAUGUCCAUGCAGUUGCCAGCAACACCUGCCCAACUCCAUCAGAUGUUACACUUUGUGAUCCUGCUACAAGCUGUAUUACAGAAUCACCAAGCAGAGCAGACAGUGCUGUAGGCCUAACUUUAGUCCAAAACCAAAGCACAAGUCUUCAGAGCUUGCCUUACUCAGAUCAUUCCAGUCCCCAUGUAGAUGCCAGCAACACCUGCCAAACUCCAUCAGAUGUUACACUUUGUGAUCCUGCUACAAGCUGUAUUACAGAAUCACCAAGCAGAGCAGACAGUGCUGUAGGCCCAACUUUAAUCCAAGACCAAAGCACAAGUCUUCAGAGCUUGCCUUACUUAGAUCAUUCCAGUUCCCAUGUAGAUGCCAGCAACACCUGCCCAACUCCAUCAGAUGUUACACUUUGUGAUCCUGCUACAAGCUGUAUUACAGAAUCACCAAGCAGAGCAGACAGUGCUGUAGGCCCAACUUUAAUCCCAGACCAAAGCACAAGUCUUCAGAGCCUGCCUUACUCAGAUCAUUCCAGUCCCCAUGUAGAUGCCAUCAACACCUGCCAAACUCCAUCAGAUGUUACACUUUGUGAUCCUGCUACAAGCUGUAUUACAGAAUCACCAAGCAGAGCAGACAGUGCUGUAGGCCCAACUUUAAUCCAAGACCAAAGCACAAGUCUUCAGAGCUUGCCUUACUCAGAUCAUUCCAGUCCCCAUGUAGAUGCCAGCAACACCUGCCAAACUCCAUCAGAUGUUACACUUUGUGAUUCUGCUACAAGCUGUAUUACAGAAUCACCAAGCAGAGCAGACAGUGCUGUAGGCCCAACUUUAAUCCAAGACCAAAGCACAAGUCUUCAGAGCUUGCCUUACUCAGAUCAUUCCAGUCCCCAUGUAGAUGCUAGCAACACCUGCCAAACUCCAUCAGAUGUUACACUUUGUGAUCCUGCUACAAGCUGUAUUACAGAAUCACCAAGCAGAGCAGACAGUGCUGUAGGCCCAACUUUAAUCCAAGACCAAAGCACAAGUCUUCAGAGCUUGCCUUACUCGGAUCAUUCCAGUCCCCAUGUAGAUGCUAGCAACACCUGCCAAACUCCAUCAGAUGUUACACUUUGUGAUUCUGCUACAAGCUGUAUUACAGAAUCACCAAGCAGAGCAGACAGUGCUGUAGGCCUAACUUUAAUCCAAGACCAAAGCACAAGUCUUCAGAGCUUGCCUUACUCGGAUCAUUCCAGUCCCCAUGUAGAUGCCAGCAACACCUGCCGAACUCCAUCAGAUGUUACACUUUGUGAUCCUGCUACAAGCUGUAUUACAGAAUCACCAAGCAGAGCAGACAGUGCUGUAGGCCCAUCUAUAAUCCAAGACCAAAUCAUAUGUUGUCAGAGCUUGCAUACAUCGGAUGAUGACUCAAGUCUCAAGGUAAAUCCCAGCACCACCUACCAAUCAACGAUGAAUAUCCAAAUGUGUGAUCUUGGUGGAGGCUUUAUUGCCGAAUCACCAGACAGAUCAGACAACACAGUUUUUUCCACUUCAGUCCCUGUAUGUAGCAACCGAAGUCUCUGGAACUUGUCAAAGUCAGCUGAAUAUUUAAGUCCCCAUAUAGAUGCCAGCAAUUUCUAUGAUUCUCCCAGAGUCGUUAAUUCGAAUGAUACUGCUGGUGGCUUUGUGGCACAAUCUUCAGGCAGAUUUGAAAAUUCAGUUUGGGCUACUUGGAAUUGUGUCAGUAGCUCAAAGUCAGAUGAUCAUCCUAUGUCUACACAAAAGAGCAGUGGUUUUGUCCAACCCCACAAAGAUACUUACCUUUUAGAUUCUGACAGCUAUGUUCCAGAAUCAUCAGAUGAAGAACAUGAAGAUGACCCUAUUCCGCUUGCAGGGAAAAGAAGGAAUGCUGUACAGCGCAACACUCAGAAUAUUUGGCCAGGUAAUCAUCAAACACCCCAUCAAGAUUCUUUCCAUGGUCCUGAUGUUAGUGAUGCUGAUUGUGAUGACACUGACGGCUCUGACUCGGAUUAUCUUCCUGAAUCCACUGAUGAAAGUGUUGAUGAAAAUGCAUAUUCUGCUUGCUCACCUCUGAUUCCAGUCACUAGGGGAAGGAAACAAGUCAUAAGCUCAAACAACUCUGAACAUCAGAGUAACCAUCUGCAUGAAAAGGAAUCCGAUAUGCUGAAUGGGAAUGAGGACCUCCCUGAGAGUAGCUUUAAAAAUGAAGCUUCAGGCAAAUGGAGAGUGGUGAACAAUGUCAAAGUUGAUAAGACUACAUGUUCAGGUUCAACUGACCAUCAAGAUUCUGCGGUCUCGAGCUCAUCUUCAUCUAAUACAUGUACAUCAGACAUUGAAGUACUGACCACUUCAAAUGAUGGUGGUGCACGUAGAUGGGAUAAGCCCCAGUUCUGUCCAUUUUGUAUGACUCCACAGAAGAAGUUGCCGCGCCAUUUGGCUACUGAUGUGCACAAAGACGAACCACAAGUUCAACAGUGGCUCGCCACAGAAGACCCCAAGGAACGGGCUAAGCACUUGACGCUGAUGAGAAACUAUGGAAACUUCCUUCAUAACGCCAAAGUUCUUGAAGAGGGAAAAGGUAGUCUUAUCGUAGUAUAUAGGCCGGCAUAUACAGUUAGUUCUAUGGACUAUUUGCCGUGUACCAACUGCUUUGGCUAUUUUGCGCAAAGUGACUUAUGGAAACAUAAAUGCAGCCAGGCAGCAGAUGACGAAGAACCAACUAAAAAGAAAAGAAAAACUGGACUACGAACAGCUAGUAGAAUGUUGUUGCCAAGCAUACCUGGGGUUAGUAAGCGUACUCAUGAGAUCUUGUCCAGCAUGAAAAGUGACGCAAUAGGAAGACUUGUGCGAUCAGACCAACUGAUUGGAAAGUUUGCAGAGAAACUGACCAAAAAACAUGGCCAUUCAAAAGAUCAAGAAGGAUACAUCAGACAGCGGCUGCGUGAGGUGGCAAGAAUGGUGUUAGAGUACCGAAUAUUAACCGAGCAUUCGGAAGCCCAGUUAGCGGAUCUUAUUUGUCCGGAGAAGUUUACCAAAGUCCUAGAGGCAACGAGACGAACAGCAGGAUUCCAAGAAGAUACAAAUCUUUAUACAACUCCCAGCCUGGCUCUUAAAAUAGGGCAUAGCCUUAAGUCUUGUGCAGAAAUUCUGCGAGGAGAUGCCCUGUUGUCCGGGGACAAAGCUCUUGAGAAGAAUUGCAAAGCUGUAGUACAGUUGUAUAACUUGAAUUGGGAGGGUGAAGUUAGCCAUCAUGCGCUGAGAACCUUGCAAGAAGCCAGGAGAAACAACCCAAAGCUACUGCCCUUAACUGAGGAUGUUGUUCAGUUAUCAAAAUACAUCAAGAAUCAUGUUGCAGUGAGACAUAGAGAGCUGCAGAAGGCUGUAAACAAAGAUGUUCCUAAAGCUUGGACAGAAUUAGCAGAACUUCUUCUGACUCAGAUCAUCGUUUUCAACCGGAAACGCCCUGGAGAGGUGUCAAAAAUGACUUUGAGUGAUUACAGCAAGUGUGCCAGUGGCACAACAUGUGUUGUUGAUGGGGCCUUAUCAGCACUUGAGAAGGCAUUGUGUAAAGCGCUCUGGAGAGUUGAGAUUGUUGGAAAGCGUUUGCGUACCGUUGUAGUGCUGUUCACUGCCGAGAUUAAGACAGCCCUUGACACACUGAUGAACCGAAGACAUGAAGCAGGAAUAGAUGACAGCAAUGCGUACCUGUUCAGUAAUCAGCGAGGACUGGGACACAUAAGGGGAACUGACACUCUUAGAGAACAUGCUUCAAAGUGCAAAGCUAAGAAUCCUGAGUUCCUUCGUGCAACAAGACUUCGCAAACACAUUGCUACAGUAUCACAAGUAAUGAAUCUUCAGGAAAACGAGCUCGACCUGCUGGCGAGCUUCUUAGGUCAUGAUGUCAGAACCCAUCGUGAGUUCUACCGCAUGCCAGAGUCAACACUUCAAGUUGCCAAACUGUCAAAGGUCCUUCUCAAGAUGGACAAAGGUGAUGUGCAGGGACUAGCUGGAAAAAGACUGAAGGAUGUUGAACUGGACCCUAGUGAAGAAUACGAUACAGAUGCGAUGUCGGAAUCGUCAGGUGAUGAGGGAGAUGAUGAGCCUGAGGAACCCAUGAGUCUGAAUGAGGAAGCAAAAGAUGCAGAUGGGACAAAGCUUGUUGUACAGCAGCAAACAAAGAGGCCAUGGACUUGUGCUGAAAAAAAAGCAGUUGUGAAACACUUGGGCAUGUUCCUGAGGAUGCGGAAGGUACCCGGGAAGGGACCCAUCACUGCAUUGAUGAAUGCCGAACCCCAGCUGUUCAAGAAUCGUACUUGGAGAAACGUAAAAGACUUUGUGAGGAACCAGGUCCGAAAACAAGAUCCAAUGAGCUUUCUGCAGAUCCGGUAAAAUAAGAAAAAUACAAAGACUUAAAGACAGAAGGCCCUUUGUUCUAAUAUUGCACAGAUUUGUCAACAAGAGAUUACACAUUUUCUUUGCAUGUAAUUUUUUUUAAGCAAACAAAAGUUGUAAAAGAUUUAUUUAUUUGUUUAUUUUAACAAAAGUAGUGAUCAUAUAGAAGUUGAAAGGAAGUUAACAUCAAUUUCUGACGUCUUCUUCGGACCUGGUUCCUCACAUCAAUUUCUGACAUCUACAGAAAAAGUACAAAAGAAGAAUGUUUUGACAUGUAAAGCUUACAUGUUCGUUAGCAUUAACACGCGUACUAGUCUUUCCAAUGCCAUUCUGCACAAUUUUGCCGCACAUGCCAAUCAUACGCACACGCAUGUCUGACUUGAUUGCGCAAUCAUGGCUGUGAUUUGUCAAAUGGGUGAACGCGCAAAGUUUAAUUGAUAGGCCGGAUCGGUCCAUUAUAGCGACUUGCUUGCCAUUAAGUAGAAAUCUGAAAUUUAAUUUGUUGUUGAAACUAAAGUUUAAUUU